Messenger RNA from Hibiscus syriacus, 3157 nucleotides. RefSeq names its product probable LRR receptor-like serine/threonine-protein kinase At3g47570. The transcript is spliced from 2 exons. Gene Ontology annotation, molecular function: ATP binding; protein kinase activity; protein binding. The record is from RefSeq and is a predicted model, not a curated record. Bases 16 to 3096 code for a protein of 1026 amino acids. Gene Ontology annotation, biological process: protein phosphorylation. NCBI's taxonomy places the organism in Eukaryota, Viridiplantae, Streptophyta, Magnoliopsida, Malvales, Malvaceae.
AGCACUCUCAGAUUGAUGGAGCAAUCGAAAAGGCAUUUUGAAGCGUCCAGCUCUUUUUUUCUUGUGUACAUUGAAGUUAUUGUUCUUCUCUCAUGCUGCAAUUUGCUGUGUCUUAACUUGCUUGGUUCAGCAACAGCUGUUAGAGGAAAUGACACUGACCUAGAAGCUUUACUCCAUUUCAAAGCCGAGAUAACCGGCGAUCGGCUCGGGGUUAUGGCGUUGUGGAAUAGUUCCAUUCACUUCUGUCAGUGGCAAGGUGUUACAUGCGGCCGCAAGCACCAGAGAGUCACCAAGUUGGCGAUGCAAUUCCUCAAACUCUCGGGACCCUUGUCACCAUACAUUGGAAAUUUGAGUUUCCUCCGGGAGUUGAAUCUUGCAGGCAACAACUUCUACAACCACAUUCCUCAAGAAAUCGGUCGUUUAAGAAGAUUGGAAACACUGAAACUGACCAACAACUCCAUCAGCGGCCAAAUCCCUCACAAUUUAUCUGCUUGUUCUAAGCUUUCAUUCGUUCAUACGAGAGGCAACAAGCUAAGUGGAAAAAUUCCUGAUUUUCUUGGUUUCUUGCCGAAUCUGAAAGUCCUAAGCUUAGUCAUCAACAAUUUUAGUGGGAUCAUCCCUCCAUCAUUGGGGAACUUGUCAUCCCUAGAGGUACUUGCUUUGACAGAGAAUGCAUUAACUGGCAUCAUACCUGAAUCUCUUGGACAUCUGAAAAAUCUCUCAUAUUUCUCGGUAUUAGGAAAUGCAAUUUCAGGUACUGUUCCAGUAACAAUGUUCAAACUCUCCAACAUUAGAUUAUUUGAUAUUGGUCAAAACAAGAUUCAAGGUACUCUUCAUAUUGACUUAGAAAUCACUAUGCCAUAUGUUGAGUUCUUUUCCAUAGGGGGGAACCAAAUCUCUGGACAAAUCCCGGUUUCAAUAUCCAAUGCCUCAAAUCUCAAUGUACUUCAAUUCAAUGAGAACAACGUCAGUGGAAACGUGCCUUCGUUAGAGAAGCUGGACAAAUUGUUUCAGCUUCUCCUAGACGAAAACCAUUUGGGUCAUGGGAGAGAAGGUGAUCUAAAAUUUCUCUGCACUCUAGUCAAUGACACUAAAUUAGAAAAUAUAGGGAUAAGUGAAAAUAAUUUUGGAGGGGUAUUUCCAGAAUGCAUUAGUAACUUUUCUAAAACCGUUUCGUAUUUAGCUAUAGAACAGAACAAAAUAUUGGGAAGAAUUCCGGAUGGGAUUGGAAAUUUGAUCAAUUUGGAGGUGCUUGUGGCAUCACAAAAUCGACUAUCAGGUCCCAUCCCUUUUUCUAUUGGGAGGCUUCCGAGGUUGAACAUAUUUUUUUCUCACACCAAUUUUCUCUCUGGGGUUAUUCCACAAUCUAUUGGAAAUUUAUCAAUGCUAACUGGACUUGCCUUGGAUGCUAACAAUCUCCAGGGCAUCAUUCCUGCAAGUAUUGGUAAGUGCCAAAAUUUGCUUAGAUUGGGAUUAUCUCAUAACAACCUUAGUGGAACAAUACCCCCUGAGAUACUUGGACUCUCAUCCUUGUCCAUUGAACUAGACUUAUCAUCAAACUUUUUAACUGGUGAGCUGCCUGUUGCGGUGGAAAAAUUGAAAAAUCUAGGUGAAUUUGAUGUUUCUCAAAAUAGUUUAUCCGGUUUUCUCCCGGAAAACCUUGGUAGCUGUGUAAGUCUAGAGAAGUUGUACCUGGAUGGAAAUUUCUUUGAAGGGCCUAUUCCUUCAUCUUUUAGUUCAUUGAAAGGUCUUGUAGUAUUGGACGUAGCUGACAAUAAUCUAUCCGGUAGGAUUCCAGAAUUUGUUGUGAGCUUCAGAUCAUUACGGUAUUUAAAUCUCUCUUUCAAUGAUUUUGAGGGAGAGAUACCAAGUGGAGGAGUCUUUAAGAAUGCAAGUCUUAUAUUUGUUGAGGGGAACAAAAGGCUUUGUGGUGGCAUCCAUAUGUUACACUUGUCCAAAUGUAAAUCCAAAACAUCUUCAAACUCUUCUCUUAGAGUAAAACUUGCAAUUGGUGUUGUGAUUUUAGGAGUGACAUUGGUAUUUACUUGUCUCCUCAUCAUCAUGUGGUUUAGAAAGAAGAAAUACAAGAAGCAAACAACAACUUGUGCAGAAAAUUCACUAUUACAGUUAUCAUACCAAAGUAUCCUAAGAGCUACCGACGGAUUCUCCACGCAAAAUUUGGUUGGUUCAGGAAGCUUUGGUUCUGUAUACAAAGGAAUUCUUGAAGUGAGUGGAUUGGUUAUUGCAGUAAAGGUGCUUCAUCUUCUGAAUCGUGGAGCUUCAAGGAGUUUCUUGGCUGAAUGUGAGGCCUUGAAGAACAUUCGACAUCGGAAUCUUAUCAAAGUAUUAACAGCAAUUUCUGGUGUCGAUUAUCAAGGAAAUGAUUUUAAAGCAUUGGUUUAUGACUUCAUGGUAAACGGAAGCUUGGAGGAGUGGCUGCAUCCCUCUAUCAGCAUGAAUGAAUUGGAGACAGCGAGAUACCUGAACUUCUUCCAAAGAGUUAAUCUCACCAUAGAUAUCGCUCAUGCAUUGGAGUAUCUGCACCAUGGUUGUGGAAUAUCGAUCAUUCAUUGUGACCUCAAGCCAAGCAAUAUUCUACUCGACGAGGAGAUGCUUGGCCAUAUAAGUGACUUCGGUUUGGCAAAAAUCAUUUCUGCAGAUGUACUUAACAGUUCCGUUAAUCAAUCAAGCUCCCUUGGAUUAAGAGGAACCAUCGGUUAUACUCCACCAGAAUAUGGAAUGGGAAGCGAGUUGUCAACUAAAGGUGAUGUGUACAGCUAUGACAUCCUCUUGCUAGAGAUGUUUACAGGAAAAAGACCAACUGAUGAAAGGUUCAAAGAAGAUUUAAGUCUUCACGACUUUGUUGAGGCAGCUUUGCCUGGACGAGUAUUUGAGGUUAUAGAUCCCAUUCUUCUCCAAGAAAGAGUCGAAAAUGACAAACAUCUUCGGUGCUUGAAUUUGAUACUCGAAAUAGGACUCACUUGUUCUGCUGAAUCACCGAAUGAACGAAUGGACAUGAGUGAUGUUGUUGCCAAGCUUUGUUCCAUUAGAGACGAGCUUCAUUCAACUCGAUCACGCCGACAGGUUAUAACUUAAAUAUUCUGCUCAGCGAUCACCAAGUACUUUUGAGAUGAAUAAUGUGUUCAAAUGAUAUAAA